Molecule: messenger RNA, 3827 nt
Organism: Effrenium voratum
Lineage: Eukaryota; Dinophyceae; Suessiales; Symbiodiniaceae
Source: the annotation of a GenBank genome assembly
UGUGCGUUUCGAUUGUUUGCAUUGUAGCUCAUGGUGAUUGUUUGAUCCAGCCAUGUCUGCAAGGAGGAGACUUCAAGUCCUGCAUUGUCAUGUUAGCCAUCCAGGAUCGUUCCAGAAAAUUCUCAUUGCGAACCGCGGAGAGAUCGCAUGCCGCAUCCACCGAGCUGCAAAAGCUCUAGGUGUGCAAACUGUGGGAGUUUGCACCAAAGAGGACAGCCAGUCGCUACAUGCCAAGGUGCUGGACAAGGUGGUGGAGCUUCCACCUGGCGCCAGCCCUGUAGCGCCGUACCUGGACGCCCGGCACCUGCUGGAGAUUGCCAUUCAGGAAGGUUGCCAGGCGGUCCAUCCAGGUUACGGCUUUCUUUCUGAGAACGAGGCAUUCGUCGCCCUUUGCGAGGAGAAGGGAGUGAAGUUUGUGGGGCCAUCGGCCAAAGUCAUCGAUCUCUUUGGGGACAAGACCAAGGCCAAGGAGGCCGCAGUGAGGGCAAAGAUCCCAGUGCUUCCGGGAAGCCCAGGCUUGACGAGCGCGCAACAGGCUGCGGAGUACCUCAAGGCCAAUCCCAUGAAGUUCCCCCUGCUGCUGAAAGCCGCCUUCGGUGGCGGCGGCCGCGGGCAGGCCGUUGUGGCCAACGAGGCUGACUUCGCCAGGGAGUUCGAAAAGUGCAGCAAGGAGGCAGAAAUGAGCUUUGGACGACCCGAAGUCUUUGUGGAGCGGUUCCUGGCCAAGGCCAUGCACAUCGAGGUCCAGGUAGUGGGUGAUGGAAGGCAUUGCAUUCACCUCUUUGAGCGGGAUUGCUCCGUUCAGCUCCGCAAACAAAAGGUGGUGGAGCUGGCACCCGCUCGGGGCAUGAAUCCGGAGCUCCGAGAGCGGAUCACCUCUGCUGCCGUGGCCCUUUGCGAGUCGGUUGGAUACCAGAAUGCCGGCACCGUGGAGUUUCUGGUGGAGGGGGAUCUCAGAGACAAGGCGGCGGGAUUCUACUUCCUGGAAUUGAAUCCACGCAUUCAAGUGGAGCACACCAUCACAGAGGAGAUCACGGGCAUUGACUUGGUCCAGACCCAGUUCAAGAUCGCAGGAGGCAUGACCUUGGCCGAUCUUGGCCUGGAACAGAAGAAGUUGAGCUUCAAGGGCUCCGCCAUCCAAGUUCGGGUGGGCCUUUUGCCCGGAGGAGGCGGGCAGGUGGCGGACUACCAGGAGCCUCCAAAGGUACGCGUGGAGACCUCUAUUGGCGCAGGGACAGUAGCUGUGACCGACUACGAUCCCAUGAUUGCCAAGCUGAUAGUCUGGGGUGAGGAUUUCGGCCAAGCGCUCAAGGCUGCUUUGGAGGCCGUGCGGGGCUUCAAGGCCAAAGGCCUGAAGCUGAACUCGGACUUCUUGCAGCGCAUCCUCGAGCACCAGGACUUUGUGAAGGAUACGGUGCACACCACCUGGGUGGAGCAGAACAAGCUGCACAUGCCUCCACAGGCGAGUGCAGCCGUUGCUGCUGGCGGUGUGCUGCAGAUUGAUGCUCCGUUUCCUGCUCAAGUGACAGAGGUCAAGGUGAAGGUCGGCGAUGAGGUCUCUGCGGGCACAGUGCUGGCAGUGCUGUCAGCAAUGAAGAUGCUGAAUGACAUCGUUGUAGAUCGCCCGGGCAAAGUCGUGGAAGUGCUGGCCGUAGCCGGCACGCAAAUCAAUGAGGGCGUCCCCUUGUUCCGCAUCGAGUCCAGUGGCGAAGCUGUGGAGGAGGUGCACGAGGCCGUAGCCAAGUCGGCCCGCAAGGUGACUGACACCGCUGGAAGUCAGCGAGCGCUGCCCAGAUCUUGGUAUGCCAGCGGCAGCCCGGAAGAGCAAGUUUAUGACACUCCUGUCCUCAGGACCAAGGUCAAAGAGAACGACUCGGUCUACAAGAAGCGGCACCAGCACAACACCGAGGUUGCUUCAGAGCUUCAUAGGAGGCUUGACUCCGUUAGUCACGGGGGCUCCGAACGCGCUGUGAAGCUGCAUCGCAAAAGAGGCAAGUUCCUGGUUCGCGAGCGCAUUCGCAAGAUCAUCGACGAGGGCACGGACUUUCUGGAGAUCUCGCAACUGGCAGGGUGGGAGAUGUAUGGAGGUGGUGUUCACAGUGGCGGCACCGUCAUUGGCAUCGGUGUCGUCAGCGGGCGAGAGGUCAUGUUCAUUGGCACGGAUGCCACCAUCAAAGGUGGAGUGGCCUUCCCAGUUGGCUACAAGAAGUGGCUGCGCGCCCAAGAGAUUGCAGAAGCGAACUGCUUGCCCUGUGUGUAUUUGAUCGACGGCGGCGGCGCCAAGCUGGAUGCCCAGGGUGGCCCGGGCAAAGGCGACAAGGACAAGAAGCGGGACUUGACCUACAGCGGCACGCUGCCGGCCAUGUUCGUGGAGGGUGGCCGGCAAUUCUACAACCAGGCCAGAAUGAGUGCCAAGGGCAUCCAUCAGAUUGCGGUGGUGUGUGGCAUGUGCACUGCAGGUGGAGCCUACACUCCAGCCAUGUGCGACGAGACCAUCAUAGUCAAGGAGAAUGGCACUGUUUACCUUGGCGGUCCUCCCUUGGUGAAGGCUGCGACCGGUGAGGAUGCUGAUGAGCAGAGCCUUGGUGGGGCGGUGAUGCACACCACCAAGUCGGGAACCUGCGAUCAGAUGGCUCCUGACGAGGGCACUGCCCUGCAGAUGUGCCGUGAGGUUAUUGAAAACCUGUCUGGGCGACAGCCGAGAACGAUAUUGAUGAAUACAGUGGCACCAGAGCCGCCUCUGUAUGAUCGGGAAAGCAUCCUGAGCGUCGUGCCCGAGAGCACCAACAUCCCCUACGACAUCCGUGAGGUGAUUGCACGCAUCGUGGAUGGGUCACGCUUCCACGAAUUCAAGCCCAAGUUCGGGCCAACCAUCGUGUGCGGUUUCGCGCAUAUCGAGGGCUAUCCGGUUGGCAUCAUCGGCAAUAACGGCAUGCUCUUCAGCGAGUCGGCCAUCAAGGCUACCCACUUCGUGCAGAUGUGCGGCAAGCGGGGCACGCCGCUGGUCUUCCUCCACAAUGUCACGGGGUUCAUCAUUGGCACAGCCUUUGAGCAGGGUGGCAUCACGAAGGAUGGAGCAAAGAUGGUGAAUGCGGUCAGCAACGUGCCUGUCCCCAAGUUCUCCAUCGUGUGCGGAGGCAGCUUCGGGGCUGGCAAUUAUGCAAUGGCAGGGCCAGCCUUCGGCACACGCUUCACCUUCCUGUGGCCCAACGCCAAGAUCUCGGUGAUGGGCGGUGAGCAAGCUGCAGGGGUUGUCGCGAUUGUCAAGCAGAAGGCGUUGAAAAGGGACGGGCAGCAGGAUAUGCCGGAGGAGAUGGUGGCGAUGCUGAAGAAGCCAAUCAUUGAUGGAAUUGAGAAUAGCAACUCUGCCUACCAUUCUUCGGCAGGCGCAUUCGACGAUGGAGUCAUUGACCCGCGGGAUACCAGGAAGGUCCUCGCGCAGGUGAUAUCCAUCUCGCUGAAUGCUCCGUUGCCACAGAACGAGUACGGCGUGUUCCGAAUGUGAGUUGCAAGUGCAGAUGUGAGCAAGAUGUCCUUUUGAAAGCCGUCUAGGCUUGAAAGAGCCUAGAAGCCAAAGAAUCGGAGUUGCUAUCCUGUUUGGGUACCUUUGUCAAGGGACAGAGGCGACCCUGACAAAAUUUGAAGAUGGCAAGCCUGGCUGUUCCCGGCUGCGGCAGCUUGCUUUGCCCACAGGGCCACUUGGCAUUUACACGUUUGCAGGCCUUUCGGGUGAAUGCAAGGUGACUCACACCUGCGGGGUGGUCGAGACUCAAGAGUCAGUUCGCCGUUUGGGCGCUGGCUCGUCCUUACUCAGGCUAGAGCGCUCG